UCUUCUCUGUGUGAAGAAAUGGCUGUGAUAUCAAAAUGCACUGUUGUUCCUCACCAAAACUCCACUCUCGGAGACCUAAAGCUCUCCAUCUCAGAUCUUAACAUGUUUUUGGCUCACUACAUUCAAAAGGGCUGUCUCUUCACCACCCCAUCUCUCCCCUCUCACACUCUCAUCCCUCACCUCAUCAACGCGCUUUCUUGCACGCUCUCAAUUUUUCCUCCUUUAGCUGGCCGAUUCAAAACGAAUGCCGACGGCCACGUCUAUAUCGCAUGCAACGACGCUGGCGUUGACUUCAUCCACGCCACCGCCACCGAUCUCUCUGUCACCGACCUCCUGUCGCCGUCCGAUGUCCACCCGGCCUUUAAGAAAUUCUUCCCUUUCCACCACAAACUCAGUUACACCGCCCAUUCCUCCCCCAUCAUGGCCAUUCAGGUCACUCAACUCGCUGACGGUAUUUUCAUCGGUUGCGCCGUCUGCCAUGCUGUUACCGACGGCUCCUCCUUUUGGAACUUCUUUAACACCUUUUCUGCAGUUUCUCGCGGAGGACUCAUAUGUCCCUCUAGGCUCCCGGAUUUUCACCGGGAAUCAAUCCUCAUGUCGAAAGUCGUUCUUCGAAUGCCCCAAGAAAUGAAGGUUACCUUCGAUGUUGACUCGCCCUUUCGAGAGAGAAUCUUCAGUUUCAGCCGUGAAUCGAUUCAGAAGUUGAAAGGCUCGGUGAACAACAGUAGAAAAAUAUUUGGAGGAGAGAAGGAGGGGGUGGAGGUUGAGUUAAUGGCGAAGCUGAGCAAUGACACAGAAUUGAAAAAGGUCGCAGUGGGCCAAACAACAGAGAUUUCUUCGUUUCAGGCCUUGUGCGCGCUCAUGUGGCGUUGCGUGACUAGAGCGAGGAAUUUGGAGAAGGGUAAAACGACGACGCUUCGAAUGGCAGUUAAUGUUCGGCAACGUUCGGAGCCUAAGUUGGGGGAUUGUUACUUCGGGAAUGCGAUUCAAAGCAUCGUGACGCAUGCAGCAGUUGGUGACGUGGUAUCCAUGGACCUUGGCUGGUGUGCGGAACAGGUGCACAAGAGCGUGAUCGCGUUCAGUAGUGAUACGGUGCGUCGUAACGUGGAGAAUUGGGAGCGUGAGCCCAAAUGCUUCGAGUUAGGGAACCAUGACGGUGCCACCGUGCAGAUGGGAAGCUCUCCAAGAUUUCCGAUGUACGACAGCGAUUUCGGGUGGGGACGGCCAUUGGCCGUGCGAAGUGGUGGAGCUAACAAGUUCGAUGGAAAACUGUCGGCGUUUCCCGGGAGAAAUGGCGGUGGCAGCACCGAUUUGGAAGUGGUUUUGGCGCCUGACACGAUGGCGCGUCUGGAGUCUGAUCCUGAGUUCAUGAUUUACGUGUGUGGACAAUAGGACCACAUGUUUGAAUCUUAUUUCUGUUUUUAAAUUUAUGUUUUGAAUUCUGAUUUCGGUCACAUUUC
Molecule: messenger RNA, 1460 nt
Organism: Vigna radiata var. radiata (mung bean)
Lineage: Eukaryota; Viridiplantae; Streptophyta; Magnoliopsida; Fabales; Fabaceae
Exons: 2
Coding region: 19-1392 (457 amino acids)
Source: RefSeq, a predicted model, not a curated record